GUCCUGUUCCCUCUACCAUUUGACCUCGACGUGAACAUGUCAAAUGCGGAAGCCCUGUCUUUGGCUAAAGAGAUACGAGAUUCUUUGACCUCACUGUCUUCAAGAGAUCCGAUAUCUGAAUGUGGUCGUGCACCCCUUAGCAUCAUUGAGCAGCGGCCUGGAGACGUUCUGAGCCUGGCUCAUCAGAGAAUACACACCUGGCGAUAUGACCAAGUCCCGCUUUGCUGGCGACGGCUGUACGAAGAUGCAAGUCUGUGGCAGGCAGUCGAUAUAUUGAAUCAACACGGCACGCGUGGCCAAAAGCGCACGCGUCAUGGUUCACCAUCUGCUGGGCAUGACUGGUUGUUGAAACUCGUCUGUGUACUCGACAUGGCUAUGAUUCUGACUGGUGCUCCUCUACGCCGCGAACUAAUACUAAGUAUCUUUGAUUCGUUACAACAUUGCCUUGAUCCGAACGAGCACAAAGACAUUUCCAGAUCCUUCCCUGUCACACCAUCGACCCAACCACAGAACGACACCAUUGCUCGUGCAGAGAAGCUUGACUUUCUGCAAUUUCAGAGACACCUUGUCACGAAAACUACUCCUGUCAUAAUCAAGGGGGUAAUCGAUGAUUGGCCUGCAAUAGCCGAUCAAGACCGACGAUGGAGUGAUCCGUCGUACCUGCUCAAGGCUACUCUGGGUGGUCGCAGACUGGUGCCAGUGGAAUUGGGUAGGACCUACACAGACGAUGGUUGGUCUCAGCGGAUCAUGACCUUUUCUGAAUACAUGAAAAGUCAUCUUCUGAAACCCAAGCAAGAAAAGACUGGUUACCUGGCUCAGCACGACCUAUUUGCACAAAUACCAAAUUUGAGCGACGACACUAGUAUUCCAGACUAUUGUUACACAGAACCUCCUGUAUCUGAGUUGUUGACCUCUAAUAUCGCUGAGAUACUGGACGAGCCUCUGCGUAAUGCUUGGUUGGGUCCUGCAGGUACCAUUAGUCCGUUGCACACGGACCCUUACCACAACAUCCUGUGUCAAGUUGUGGGACACAAAUACGUUCGUCUCUAUGCUCCAUCAGAAACAACUUAUCUGUAUCCAAGGGGCAUUGAUGACACCGGUGUAAAUAUGGAUAACACAUCGCACAUCGAUAUCUCGCUUGUGAAAAGGCUGUACACAUCUGAUCCAGAAAGUAAAGUAGAUGAUGAGGCCAAGCAGCAAUUCCAAGCACAAUAUCCAUCAUUCAACAAGGCGCAAUGCGUGGAGGGUGUUCUAGGCCCAGGCGAGUGCUUGUACAUCCCUAUAGGAUGGUGGCAUUACAUAGAAAGUCUUAGCACAAGUUUCAGCAUGAGUUUUUGGUGGAACUGAAAAGAGCGUUCAAUAUUCUCUUCUAAUCAUACAAACUGCUUUCUCCAGAAAUCAACGAAAUGU
Molecule: messenger RNA, 1410 nt
Organism: Aureobasidium subglaciale EXF-2481
Lineage: Eukaryota; Fungi; Ascomycota; Dothideomycetes; Dothideales; Saccotheciaceae
Exons: 1
Coding region: 37-1347 (436 amino acids)
Molecular function (GO): 2-oxoglutarate-dependent dioxygenase activity
Source: RefSeq, a predicted model, not a curated record